Messenger RNA from Symbiodinium sp. CCMP2592, 9924 nucleotides. The record is from the annotation of a GenBank genome assembly. Lineage: Eukaryota; Dinophyceae; Suessiales; Symbiodiniaceae.
AUGAGUCAACCGUGGAAAUGCCGGAACUGCGCGCAGUUCAACAAGAGUACGGCAGAAUACUGCCCGCACUGUGGCUCCCACUGGAAUGUGAAGCCGCAGGCCUACACAGCUACUCCAGCGCGCACUCCAUGGCAGCCGAUCAAUCAAGAAUGGCCGCAGGACUGGCAGGGGCCCCAUUGGAGGACCACCAAGUCACCACGGUCAAGGAGACGCCCUCAAUCACCCAGGUCAAAGGGUGGCGGCAAGGGCAAAGGCAAGGGCUCCGAGAAGGGGCCAAACCGUCAGCCGGGGGAUGCGUUGAGCAAGCCGAGCCAUCCAUCAGUGGAUGGUCUUCCAAAGGCUCCUACGGUGCCCACGGUGACUUUGCCGGCUACGGCUGCUGGACAGGCAGCGAGUUCAGACGACAGCAAGCUCAUGGGGUUCUUGGAGCAGUUGUCGAAGCAAGAAGGACUGACACCGGGCAUCAAGGAAUUGAUGAACCGUGUCACGGGCAAUACAGUGCAGGAGGAGACCAAGGCUCUGCACAAAUUGGUGAAGGCGAGAUCCACGGCCUCCAAGGCUCUCGCCCAAAUUCAGACGGAUCGCCGGGCCUUCGAGGAGUCAUGGGCAACCUACAGUGCAUCGCUCAUGACACUCCUCCAAGAGCAGCUGCAGACCAGAUCAACCACCCUGUUAGAGCUGGACAAGGCCCAGACAGAGUGGGCGGAGAAGCUACGAGAGUACUCGCUGCAGAUCAAACAGGCUACAACAGGGGAAACGGAGGAUGUCCAGAGGAUCGACGACUCCGACAGCGACAUGGAUGCAGCGAUACAAGUGGAGGAAGAAAGGGCUGCGAAGCAGGCCCAGCACCAAGAGGAGAUGCUGGCACAGCAUGCGAGCAUCUUGACGGCGCUCCAGCAGGUUCACACCUCAGCCAAGGAGGUGGCGAAUCGUCGAGAAGGGUCGCGCACUCCGAGAAGGGGAAAAGGCCACCGAGCGGAGGAGCCCUCUUCCACGGAUACCGACAAGCCAGAAGCAGCCCUAACAGAGCCAGAAGUUACCCACAGCAUAUGGCAGAGCCACGAUUUUGUGGACGACCUGCAUGCAGGGCUCUAUGCCUGCAUGCUUGAGCUCUCGGUGCUGCAGCCUAGGUUCAGCUGGCUGCCAGAUCCGCGCAUCCGUGCCUGUGACCCAGAUGAGCCUUCUAUUGACUGGCCAAUCAGUACCGAUGUGACCUCAGCCACGUUCCAAGCGUCCUCUCAGCACAUGGCCGAGCUGGGAGUUGACCUUGACGAAGUGGCUGGUUCACUUGGGAACACGGGUCGAGUCAAUCAGAGCGCUCUCUCGAGGCCAGGUAUUCUGAAGCGGCGGGCUGUACAGAAAAAGAAUUGUACAGUUGUUUUCUGCGAUGCACCCUCCAUCAGUGUUAUCCCUAGCUGCAAUAAAGGCCGGAGCUGCAAGGACGGCAAAGUUGAAUUGCCACCCACCCCUGGACAAGCCGAAGAGCCUGUCCUCACGCCUCCUCGCAAAGUGGCACGUGACAGUGGAAUCCGUAGCCCAGGUCAGAUUGCGCUUAUUCGUGCAGAGCAUGUUCGCAUCAUCCCUGAAGAGCUUAGAGUCUGCCCGCUCUUCAGCAUGCCCGUUUCAGAUUUCAGCUGGGGAGGGCAGGGCGAAAGCUCACAAACUGCCUUCACGAUCUUCGAUCAUGAGAGGCACCAUGUUGUUUCCAGGAGGCUGCCACAUGCAAGCCUGUGGGAGCUUGUUGCUCUCGCAAUCAGCGAGGCUCCUUUUACAGUUGGUGCUGUUAAGGUGCUAGCAGACUGCCUGCCGGCUCUCCCCAAACCUCAGCUGAUACUCAUCGAGUUGGGCAGAGAUGCCACCGAGCUUCCCAUCCCUUGGGACCUCAGAAGUCUGCAAGAGCCCAUCCGUACUUUGAGACAUGUCAGUAGGCAAGAUCGUGUUGAAGCCCUUCAGCAAGUACAGCCUUUCCUGCGCAGGCAUGCCAAUUUCGUUGCGGAUGUCUUAGAAAGUAGGACCUGGGUUAGGGAUGCACUCGGACCUCUCCUGCAGGAACUGCCCACCAACCUUCAUGUGGUCCAACACUACCGUGCUAGUGAGAUGCCACCAGCACUUCUCAUCGGUGCAGGUGACACAGCUUCUGCUCUUGCGUCUACUACUAGCACCACCACAGGAGCGCGGAUCGCUUCCUCCAAUACGCAGGAUCCCUCCUUGUGUUUGACGGUUAUCAGGGAUGAUACUGUCUUUAGGGUUGAUGUUGGGACUGGACAGGAAUUUUUCGAUGCACAUUUGUUCCAGUUGCUCCGAAGGCAUCACGAGCAGCGUGCGCUGCCCGAUCAGUUUGGGCUCGUCGUUGCCAGCACCCAGCCGCCGCGCAUGGGCUAUCAACAGGAAGUGUGCAUCAUGGUCAAUGAAGACCCAGAGAGCGUGGUUGUCCUUUGGGACGAGAGGCCCAUUGGAGGGCCGCUUCGUGCUAGGUCUGUAUCGGCUAUGCAAGUCACACAACUCAUCCUGCCUGAAGCAGCCCGGGACAACGGCAUGCUUGUGUCCGUAAAUGGGGUUCCGGAGCACUAUGCACUACGGCAUGUCCGUAGUGGAGACAUGAUUCAGCCCUAUAGCGGCGACCAGGUGCCUGCUGUGGUACCACUCAGUUGGGUUCUGCAAAUUUGUCCCUGGAUGCAGCCUCUUGCCUGGCAGAUGACCACUUCGCUUGAUUUACUCUUCAGAGGUCUACGCCACCGUCGGCAACAGUUAGGCUUUCACAUGCUCGAUGUCGGGGUUCUGCUUCUGCGGGGGCCCUUGCAUGGCGACCUACGCAUGCGAACUGGGAUCCAUGGGGUCUUGGAUCUCAACCAUCUUGAGCAUGCUGUGCGCAGGCUUGUGCAUUUUCCAGUGGGGUUGAAUUUCGAGCUUACGCCGGUCAGACGCCGCCACAGUGCACUGUUCGUCUCCACUUGCCCCAAUAGGCAGGUGAACACUGUGCUGCUGCCUGCUCCGGGAUUCCCAGGGCACCAUCUCAUACUUCUUAUUCCCACCGGUGUCACUUCCAUCAGCCAAAUCCCCACGGCCCCUCAGACUCUGCUCAUGGCGCGUCGGGAUCUCCGCCAAGGGGAUGUACUUAUGGCAACAAGGGCGCCAAGCCCUAUUGAAGAUGACCUCACUCCUGAUUCAAGAGACGAUGUGAAUCUACUACAGGUCAGCUUUCAGGUCAAAUCUCCUGUGCAAGAUCAGGUCCGUGCCAUUCCCACGCCUUUCGGCCGGCGUGCGAUUUCUGUGCCUGCACAACAGGCCGUGGGCUGCAACACCCUGGUUCAGGGACCCACGGCCAAUCCCUCGCCUCGCCAGCUCCACCUCUCAGAAUUGAUUGAGCCAGGGGCCUGUGAUGAAUCUGGCUCUCGGAUGCUUUUAGGGGUACAUCGGGACAUGUUUGAGGACGUCUUUGCACCCUUUCGUGCCGAAGCGUUUGAGCAUCAGUGGCAGGAUAUCCCGGACCUGCCUGCAGCGAGCAAGCGCUUCCUCUCCCACCUCCCUGAUUUUCCGCCAGGCAGGCAGCCAGAGGCCAUCCAGGUCUACAUAGACGGCUCUUUUACCCAAGCAAGGAAUGAUGAGGUUCUUUCAGGAUGGGCAAUGUGCAUGCUCGGUAUGUGCGACCACACGUGGCACUGGAUGGGCUACCUCUCAAAAAGGACAGGCUCAGGCAACGAAGGUACACUACAAGUGCCCGUAAGGGCUGCCUGUGACACAGAGCUCGCAGCCGCUGUGCACGCACUCGCGGUGUGUAAUGCCAUCCCCUGCCAAGCCCUCUUGGGCUUUGAUGCCACUUAUGCAGGAGACCUUCUCCAAGGUACAGCCACUGCCAGCACUUCCACUGCGCUCACGCGCGCAGCAAACUCUUUACGGCAUCUACUUUGGCUCCAGCGCAGGGAGCCAUUCCUGCAUCAUAUCCGCUCGCACACUGGCCACCCGCUCAAUGAACUCUGCGACGCGGCAGCUAAGGCGGCAGCAAAAGGCAGGGAGGCAGGUGUUUUCUCUCCCGCUGUGUGCGAGGCUCAGGCACAGGCCGUACUCCCGUGGAUCUGGACAUCUCUUGGGAUUUGCCCCGACUUACCAAGAAUGUCCGAGUCUGGAGUCAUUCACGAUGGAACCCACAGCUGCAAGCCAUGGUCACUGCAUCAGGCUUUGGGCCCGCAAGGAGCUGCAGAGGAGGCCAAACCUGACUCAGCUAGAGGGGAUCCACAGGAUGUAGAUUUUAGGUUUAAAGCCGUCACAUACAACUGUCUCUCUUGUGCUAGCACGGCUCAGAAAGAAUCUCUAGAUGCCCAAUUUUAUGCAGCGCGCUGUUGCGUCGUUGGCAUCCAGGAGGCACGUUGUGAAGGUGAGUCCCGGCGCCAAUCCGAGCAUUAUCACAUUUUGCAGAGUGCUGCCCAUCAAGGGCAAUGCGGAUGCCAGAUCUGGCUGGCCAAAAAGCUGCCUCUGUGCUCUGACGGUGGUGCAGGAGCCACUUGGGACCCCAGAACCCUCAGCAUUCUCUUGAGCCAACCGCGCUUGCUUGUCGUGACCGCAAAAGUAGCGGGCAAACAAUUUGUUUUGAUUGCAGCGCAUGCGCCAGUUGCAAAGGACGCUCUCGAGAAGCGCCGAGAUUUCUGGCAACAGCUGCACUCAGCCCUGCGCACAGCGCCACCAGCAUGUGUCCCCAUACUGUUUAUCGACGCCAACGCUCAGAUAUGUGUUGAGGAUGCCUCCAGUAAGGAGACUUCCAAUGUCUCCUUCUUCAGCAGUCUUCUGCAGGAUCACGAGCUCACCCAUUCAGGCAACAAGGAUGGAGAUGGUGCGGAAUUUUACACCUGGCAGGGACCCAAUGGCCAAAGAGCGUGCAUAGACUUCGUCUGCAGCCCCUCCACACUAAGUGCUGGCUCCUGUACUCUUGGGCCUCUCCCGGCCUUCGAGGGCGUUGUCGACCACGAUCACCGCCCAAUCGCAGUCGAAUUUGUUUGGGCUGCCGAGGCUCGGAUCAAGAAGCCAGUACCUAAACUUGAUGUCGCCUUUCUUCGUACCCCUUUGGGUCGUGCCCAGUGGCAUCAGUGGCUCUCCGCCUCUCCAGUUGUCCCUUGGCAGGCCGGUGUCGAUGAGCAUCUUGAGCGGAUCCAAUGUUUUCUUCAGGCCGGUCUGAACCAGAUCUGCCCUCGGCUGGCAUUGCAGGCCAGGAAUCCUAUUACUUCACCUGAGGCCUGGCAGUGCAUCACCCAAAGAAGGGAGCUGAGACGCAGAUUGCACGAUGCGAUGCUCUUUUUCAAGCAGCUCUUACGCAAAGCCACCUUUCGUGCAUGGGCCGGUCUUGGCACCCGCCGAGCGGACCUCCACUUUGCCCGACUUCAUGCGGCCCUGCUGGGAUCGCAAAUCAGAGUGGCUGGCAACAGGAUACGAAGGCUGGCCAGACGUGAUUCGGCCGAUGCAACCCGCCGCAUAUUUCAAGAUGCACGGGGCCAAGGACCAGAGGCAUUGCACAGGUUAUUCAGGCAGAUCACAAAAGUGGGCCGAAAAUACAAGAAGCCGGCACUCAAACCUGCGAUUCGACAGGUUGAUGGCACUUUUGCCAACGAUCCGGACCUCCUGCUCGGGCAGCAUUUCGCGCAAGCUGAAAGAGCCAGCCCGGUUCCCGCCCGGGACUUGUUGACCAGAGAGCCAGAUGUAUGCUUGUCGCCGCUUGAGCCAGUUGAGGAAAUAAGCGUUGCUUGCCUCUCCGAGGCUUUUGGCCAGCUCGCCUGCAAAAAGGCUCCCGGAGCCUCGGGUAUACCACCGGAAGCUUUGUGUGCUGCAGCCCUGCCGUGUGCGCAUCUUCACUUCCCGCUUGUGAUGAAAAUGGCGCUCCGGCGCCAAGCGCCGGGCUUGUGGAGGGGGGGCAUCGCCCACCCCAUCGAGAAACCGGGCAAGCCUCUUUCCCAGUUGGCAUCCUGGAGAUCUAUUCUCCUGUUAGAAACGGCGGCUAAAGGAGUGGCGAGGUCGAUCCGCCCAAGCCUCUUGAAGGCUUACCGCCAUCUUCGAUGUCCUGCCCAAGGGGGGAGCCUACCUGGCUUGCCGCUGCAGCAGCCCAUGGGGCAUGUGCGGGCUAUAUCCGCCACCUCCGCCAAUGCUCUGUUUCAGGCGGUAUGGUGUUCGUGGACGGAAAAAAUGCUUUUUAUAGCACUUUUCGUCAACGACUUCUGGGUUCCGAUUCGACAGAUACUGCCGAACAGCUUGAUUGGACCUGGACUCCUUGCUGACAGUGGCACGCCAGAAGUCAUCCGGAGACUGAUCACGUCCUUGCUUGAUCGGUCGUGGUUCGGAAUAGGCCAAGGAGGUCGCCACGUGUUCAGCACGGCCACCGGCACCAUGCCAGGUGCGCCGUUAGCGGAUCUGCUUUUUCAGGAGGUCUUCUCGACAGCCCUCGAGGGGCUUAAGGCAAGGUUACAGCUUGCAGGAUGCUUGGCAUCGCUUCGGACAGCCGACGGCGCGGCGUCCAUCACGAUGCCGCCGCCAUCGUGGAUGGACGAUUUGGCGGUGCCCGUGCCUAUGGGACGCGCCGAUGCUGUCAUACCACAAGCAUGCACCAUCGUCCGAGCAGUGGCAGCAGAACUUCGAGACAUCGGCAUUGAGCUCAAUACUGCCGAAGGUAAGUCCGAAUUGCUGCCAAUCUUUGCUGGAGCAGGCAGCCAGGUUGAAAAAAGGCGCUGGUUGUGUGCUGACAAACCGACCUUUCCGGUUCUACUGGAGGGAGGCACAACUGUAGCCAUCCACAUAUCGGCUACCUACAUCCACCUCGGGGCAAUCGUGGACGCCAAGGGGGGGGAUGUCGAAGACAUCCGACGUCGAUGUCGUUUGGCCCACGAGCUCAUCAAGCCGCAGGUGAGGAUUUACAGCAAUCCUUUCUUGAGUGCGAGUGAGAAGCUGGAGAUUCUCUUGGCCGGGCCUAUGUCGCGGUUCCGCCACGGCAGCGGCCUUUGGACCCUACGCCAUCCUGCUGACCGUGCCCUUUGGCAUUCGUCCUACAUGAGCAUCCUGCGGCACACAUUCAGACAGCUUUUCCACAUUCCCUCCAAGGGGAUGUCGGAUGCAGAGGUUGCGACUGGCAUGGGAGUGCUCACUUCUGUGCAGGCCCGCCGGGCUGAUCUCAUCCGCCAUGCUGGCUGGAUGUUGUGUGAAGAAUCCCCGGCGAUCCACGCCUUGUGGUUCCAGACAGGCCCUUGGCGUGAAGAGCUCUGCGAGGCUCUUGCUACUGCCCGCAGCCAUACAGCCCCUUCCUGCUCAGGAGAGCAGCUGCUCCAGCAACUCCUCCGAGACCCUGCGCUGGCCAAACUCUGGGCGCGGGCAUACGUCAAGAAGGAACGAGCCUUACAGCGAAAGGCUCAGGGUCGAGUGCUCGAAGUGUGGGGCAACUUCGCAAAGGCACAGCAGCAGGGAUGGUGCUUUGUGCAUGCAGACUUGGAUACGUUGCUUCGUGAUGGCCAGUUCACGUGCCAAGUCUGCCGUGCAGGCUUUGUCAGCAAGCUCGCCUUGGCAGCCCACCGGCGCAAGGUCCAUCACAUCUCGGCCCGACCGGCGGCGGCUACGAUGGCCACUCGCUGUGAAGUUUGUGCAGUUGAGUUCUGGACCACAGCCAGGUUGCACAUGCACUUGCGGAAAAGUCAACGCUGCCUGGUCACCACCGAGGAGGCUGACCUUGACACUGCAAGGCCCACCAGGGGCUCAGUCGGAUUCACAUGGGCUCCGGCAGUCCCUGUGACGGGCCCUAAGCCCUUCUGGGCUACGUUGCAGCCGUCCGAUGCUCAUCACGAGCCACCGCCCACCCAUGUGCAGCCGGAGUGGCCCAUAAUCCCGCCUCGGGCCACUCUCUACCAACAGCCUCACUUCGAGGCUUUUGUCCGGCAGCUCAUUAUCUUCGGCAUCCGCGUGCAACCGGAUCCUUUCACAGCGGCCUAUGGAACUGUGGGGUUUGCCACGGUGCUUUCGCUUCUGAAGUUCGGCUUGGCCAAAGCCUCGAGACUCAUGGCGCCGUCCUAUGUGCUGGCCAUCGACCAGGGCACCACGUCUACGCGGGCGAUCUUGUUUGACAAGGAUGGCCAGCCCAAGGCCAUGGAACAGCAGGAGUUCCCGCAGUACUACCCGCAGCCAGGGUGGACGGAGCACGACCCCCUGGAGAUCCUCAGGAGUGCCAUUGAGUGCUCCGAAGGUGCGAUGAAGAAGGUCGGCGCCAGCAAGGACGACAUCGCUGGGAUAGGCAUCACCAACCAGCGAGAGACGACUGUGGCAUGGGACAAGGGCACUGGGGAGCCCCUCUGCCGAGCCAUCGUCUGGCUCGACUUGCGAACUUCGGACACGGCAGCGCAGCUUGAGGCGAAAGGCGGCAAGGAUCGGUUUCGCAAGAAGACCGGGCUUCCUGUCUCGACCUACUUCUCAGCCGUGAAGAUGAAGUGGAUGCUGGACCAUGUCCCAGAAGUUCGGAAGGCCGCCGACGAAGGCCGCUGCUGCUUCGGAACUAUCGAGUCCUGGAUCAUCUACAAGCUCACGGGGGGACCCAACGGUGGUGUCCACGUCACGGACGUGUCGAACGCUUCGAGGUACAUGUUGAUGAACAUCAACACCUGCGCCUGGGAUGAGGCCGUCUGCACUGAGCUUGGCAUCCCUGUGACCGCCCUGCCGACCAUCCGAUCCAACUCGGAGGUCUACGGCAAGGUGUCCAGCGUCCCUUCCCUAUUUGGCCUCGCCAUAUCGGGAGCUUUGGGCGACCAGCACGCUGCCUUGCUCGGGCAUGGCUGCCUGGACGUCGGCACAUCCAAGAACACCUACGGAACGGGCUGCUUCAUGCUGCUGAACACCGGCGGCGACGCGGUGCCCUCGAAGCACGGUCUGCUGACCACCAUCGGCUACCAACUGGGCCCAGAGGAGAAGGUUACGUACGCGCUGGAGGGCAGCGUGGCCUGCGCGGGGCGCGUGGUUCAGUGGCUCCGUGACAACCUGGGCAUUAUCAGCUCGUCGAAGGAUGUGGAGACGCUGGCCGGGAAGGUGGAGGACACCGGCGGGCUCACCCUGGUACCGGCCUUCUCUGGGUUGUUCGCGCCCCACUGGCGGGACGAUGCGCGGGCUGUUGCAGUGGGCAUGACGCUCUUCACCAGCAAGGAGCACAUGUGCCGUGCCGCUUUAGAGUCCACGGCCUUCCAGGCCGUGGACAUCAUGGAGGCCAUGAAGCAAGACACCGGCCUCCGCAUCCUGGACAUGCGCGUGGACGGCGGGAUGACGGUGAACAGCCUGCUGAUGCAGAUGCAGGCAGACAUCCUCGGCAUGAGCGUGCUUCGCUCGAAGCUGGCCGAGGCCACCGCCCUUGGAGCAGCGCUGGCAGCGGGGCUGAGCGUCGGCUUCUACGAGAAGAAGGAGGUGGUGAAAGACAUCAUCGAGAAGGCUGGCGGCUACGAGGUCUUCCCGGCCUCGACCACACCGGCGGCGCGGAGGAAGAUGAUGCAGCGCUGGAAGGAUGCAGUGGAGAGAUCUUUUGACCUGGCCAAGUUCGACCCCAAGCGCCCUGACCAGGCGAAGCCGGCGGUCUUGAAGAAGCCGCGGUUCGUUAAGGUAUCCUCCGUCAAGCCUGAGCAGAAGGGGCUGAACCUUCAACUGAAGGUGGUCAAGCUUCCCGAGGAGGUGGCCAGCGACGGCUACCACGACGUGGUCUGCGGUGACGCGAGCGGCGUGGUGACUUGCCACCUCACGCCGCAGCAGUUCCUGCCUUGCGAGGCCGGAAGCUACAUCCGAGUGCAGAAUGCUCGGGUGCGAAUGAAAGGCCCCAGAGGCAGGGCGAGCCUUCGCUGCUGCCUGGCCCUAGCGGCCACAUCCGCGUGGAGGUGGACAAGUGGGGUAAGGUGUCCCAGGCUGACUCUCCGACGGAGACCUUCGAGGUGA